Messenger RNA from Danaus chrysippus (African queen), 2763 nucleotides. Lineage: Eukaryota; Metazoa; Arthropoda; Insecta; Lepidoptera; Nymphalidae. The record is from the annotation of a GenBank genome assembly.
AUGGGAAAAGAAAGUAAUCUUGAUGUGGAAAAAUCUACUAACGGUAACACAAAAGAAGACGAAAGUAAGAAGAAAAAGAAAAGUAAGAAACACAAAAAACGUAAAAGACCAGUGGAUGAAGACACUGAAAAAGGCUAUAAAAAAAGAAAGAAAUCCAAAAAGGAAAAGCAAAAAAGUCCAAAGCCAGAGAGUGAAACGUCACUUUCUGAUGUAGAGGAGUUAAUUAAAAAAUCUAAAAGAUGUAAGCCUGCAAACAAAGAAUCUUCUUUGGAAAUUGCCUCGGCUGAUAGUGCGAAGAAUACUAAAACGAAAAAUGGCAAUACUAAUGCUGACCAGUCUCGUAGUAGUAGUAGAAAUACAAAGAAAGUUGACGACACUUUAGAAAUUUUAUCUUCUAAUUCUGAAGCUGAAAAUUAUCAAGACGAUUGUGCUAGUCCAGAACUUACAAUAAUUGAAGAUGAUCUUAAUCUUGAAGAAUUGAUGAAACAAAAAGAAAUGUUGCAAGCACGUUUAACUGCCUAUAAUUCAGACAAAAGCGACGAAGAUAUUCGUCAUAAGAAAAACACAAAUGAUGAUGUGAUCUGUAUCGAUGAAGAAUCGAAAGAACCCGUUUCCAAAAAGAAAAAAGAUUCCUCUUCUGAUCACAAAAAAACUAAAAGUAAAAGCACUAAGCAGAGACCUUCGGAGCUUGAAAAAAUUAAGUUAAAACGUCAAGAAGAAGAUUUAAGAGAAAUAAUCAAUAGAGAAAGUCGAAAAGAGAUGGAAAAGAGAUUAGAAGAAAGAGAAUAUCGCGAAAAGAAGGAACGUGAUCGACGUAAAGCCGAAUCAGAUAGAGAACGUGAACGUGAGCGGGAGAGAGAAAGAGAAAAAGAAAAAGAGCGCGAAAAAGAAAGGGAACGAGAGAGAGAUCGUGAACGUGAUAGAGAAAGGGAACGGGAGAGAGAAAAAGAAAGAGAUCGAGAAAAGGAUAGAUUAGAUCGCGAGCGUGAAAGAGAAAGGGAAAGGAAGAGAGAGAGAGAAAGAGAGAGAGAACGUCGCUCUUCUGAAUUUAGGAGAAGGGAACGAGAUUCCAUUCGUAGCCGGAGGUCAAGAGACCGUUCCCCAAUUUCAAGAUAUGACAGAAGGCACUCAGACCGUGAUAGAAAGUCACGUGACCGUAGUAGGGAAAGAUAUAGAGGUCGGUCCCGAGACAAAAAUUAUAAAACUGAUCAUAGGGAGAAACGCAGAAAUUCUACAAAUGAAGUAACUCAAAUAGUACCCAGUUCUAGCGAUGAAGAGCUUAACAUAUCAAUCAACACCGACGAUGAAGAAGAAACUGAAGAACAAAUCAUUGAAAGGAGAAGGAAGCAAAGAGAACAGUUACUCAAGAGACUAGAAAGCAAAAACAAGGUAAACUCAACAUCAGAUCAAAAUAUAGAUACCAAAACAUCUUUAACUGACACAAAUCAAAAAACAUCGGUGGCUAUACCAGAAAAGAUUACCAAAGAAACACUCACUGGAAAUGUGAAUGUUCUCAAUAAAAUGGAAGGGGAGGUAAAAAAUGAAAAAAGUAACACAAGUACUUUGAUAAGGAACAUCGAAAAUGAGUCCAAGACAAGUAUUAAAUUGGAGAAAUCCCGGAAAGGAAGCGAGUGGGAUAUGUUUGCAGAUCAAGAUAAUUUUGACAGUGUUGAUACACCCACAGCAGGAAAACCGAGGAGUAAAAAUACUAUGGAAAAUCCAUCACUUACUGAUAACUGGGAUGACGCCGAAGGUUAUUAUAGAGUACGAAUUGGAGAAACACUGGAUAACAGAUAUACAGUUUAUGGGUACACAGGACAGGGAGUCUUUUCUAAUGUUGUAAGAGCAAGAGACCAAGCUCGCGGUAAUACUGAUGUUGCAGUCAAAAUAAUCAGGAAUAAUGAGAUCAUGCACAAAACUGGUUUGCGGGAAUUGGAAAUUUUGAAACGACUCAAUGACUCAGAUCCAGAGGACAAAUUUCAUUGCUUACGUUUAUUUCGUCACUUUUUCCAUAAACGUCAUUUGUGCAUGGUAAUGGAACCUCUUUCAAUGAAUCUGAGAGAAGUGCUCAAGAAGUAUGGAAAAAAUAGUGGUAUUCAUAUCAAAGCUGUUAGGAGCUAUACCCAACAAAUGUUGUUGGCAUUAAAACUAUUGAAAAAGACUGGUAUAUUACAUGCUGAUAUCAAGCCUGACAAUAUUUUGGUGAAUGAGAGUAAGCUAAUAUUAAAGUUGUGCGAUUUCGGUGCUGCUUCACAUGUAUCGGACAAUGAAAUCACGCCAUAUCUAGUUUCGAGAUUCUAUCGUUCUCCAGAAAUCAUUCUUGGAGUCCCUUAUGACCAUGGUAUUGAUAUGUGGUCAACCGCUUGUACCAUAUAUGAGUUGUCUACGGGGAAAAUUAUGUUCAGUGGCAAAUCAAAUAAUGAAAUGUUAAAAUAUUUUAUGGAUUUGAAAGGAAAGAUACCAAAUAAGAUUAUUAAGAAGGGGCAUUUUAAAGAGCAACAUUUUGAUAGCAAUUGUAACUUUUUGUAUCAUGAAUUGGACAAGAUUACAGAAAGAGAAAAAGUUGUUAUAAUGUCAAGCAUAAAACCUACAAGAGAUUUACAAACUGAGUUGGCUCCUCCUCACCACCGACUGCCAGCUCCAGAGGCAAAGAAAAUAACUCAACUUAAAGACCUACUUGAAAGGAUGUUAAUGCUGGACCCAUCAAAACGGGCUUCUGUCAAUCAUUGUCUUGCUCAUCCUUUUAUUCAAGAAAAAAUAUAA